AUGCAUGUUCUCUCGACAUUCCUGCCCAUCCUGGGCCUGCUCUCCCACGUAUCAUCGGCAGCAUACACCCUACGCGAUGACUACGGUACCUCGAACUCGUUCUUCGACAAGUUCAAAUUCUACACCGACCCCGACCCUACCAAUGGCUUCGUGAACUACGUCGAUCGUAACACCGCCUCAGCCGACGGCCUCAUCAACACAGGCGACGGCGUCUACAUCGGCGUCGACCACUCCAACACCGCCGCCGCGCCUGGUCGCAAGAGCAUCCGCCUGGAGAGUACCGCCACUUACCAACAUGGUCUUGUUAUCCUCGAUCUGGCCCAUAUGCCCGGCAGUGUAUGCGGCAGCUGGCCCGCCUUCUGGAUGCUCGGCACAAACUGGCCCAACAACGGCGAAAUCGACAUAAUCGAAGGCGUAAACGAACAAUCCACAAACCAAAUGGCCCUACACACAGCCGACGGCUGCACAAUCACUAACACCGGUUUCACUGGAACCAUCGAUACACCAAACUGCUACGUCAACGCCUCAGGUCAAGCACAAAACAGCGGCUGCUCAAUUCGAAGCGAAAACAGCCAAUCCUACGGUACAGGCUUUAACGGCGCAGGCGGCGGCGUCUACGCAACUGAAUGGACUGGAUCUGCCAUUUCAAUCUGGUUCUUCCCUUCCUACGCCGUGCCGGGCGAUAUCGCAUCUGGUAACCCUAACCCGGCGGGGUGGGAUGCACCCACGGCUCGCUUUGCGGGAGGCUGUGAUAUCGAUUCGCAUUUCAAUGAUCUGCAGAUUGUCUUUGAUAUUACUUUCUGUGGAGACUGGGCGGGCUCGGUUUGGGGCUCGUCGAGUUGUGCUGAGAAGGCGGGAUCGUGUGUCAAUUUCGUGCAAAAUACACCGGCCGCGUUCAAGGAGAGUUAUUGGCGGGUGCGUUCGCUGAAAGUUUAUCAGGAUGGGAGUAGUAAGGGUUCUGAGAGUGGUACUGGUGAGGAUGUUGGUGCUGAAAACGCUGAUGCUGAGGAUGAGGGUUCUGAUGUGGAGGUUGGUCCUGGUGCUGGUUGGGAUCCCACGGCGUUGUUCCAGGCUCGUGGUCCUAGAACUACUAUGAAUCAUCGUCGCGGACAUUACCGUGCUGGGCAUGGUCAUGCGUAA
This is a messenger RNA of Penicillium robsamsonii, 1140 nucleotides long. Its product is annotated as glycoside hydrolase family 16 protein. NCBI's taxonomy places the organism in Eukaryota, Fungi, Ascomycota, Eurotiomycetes, Eurotiales, Aspergillaceae. Gene Ontology annotation, biological process: glucan catabolic process. The transcript is spliced from 3 exons. The record is from RefSeq and is a predicted model, not a curated record. Gene Ontology annotation, molecular function: hydrolase activity, hydrolyzing O-glycosyl compounds. The coding region runs from base 1 to 1140 and encodes 379 amino acids.